This is a messenger RNA of Akanthomyces muscarius, 3339 nucleotides long. RefSeq lists its product as uncharacterized. Bases 1 to 3339 code for a protein of 1112 amino acids. The transcript is spliced from 11 exons. Lineage: Eukaryota; Fungi; Ascomycota; Sordariomycetes; Hypocreales; Cordycipitaceae. Gene Ontology annotation, cellular component: telomerase catalytic core complex. Gene Ontology annotation, molecular function: telomeric repeat DNA binding; telomerase RNA binding. Gene Ontology annotation, biological process: telomere maintenance via telomerase. The record is from RefSeq and is a predicted model, not a curated record.
AUGACCAAACGAAAGGGAGGUGAUAAAGACGCGUCAAGAUGCAAAAAGGUCAAGGAUUCGCCUACGACGCUGCCCCUGCAUCGCGACCUCCUUGACCUCUUCUAUCCCAACUGCACAUACCUGAGAAAUUAUGUUCUUGCGAGCCUGCCGCAAACUUCUCGGCUGCGACGACGCAAAAUUGAAUCUCUCGGGACGAACCUAGAGCGUUGCGCUCUUGAAAAAGACCUAUCUCACCUGCUCGACUCGACUCUCGUUUGCUACCGGCAGCUUACACCCGAUGUAGCGGACAACAGAUGGGAGCAAUGGCUAUCUUUUUCACAGAAAGGAGAAGAUUCUAGCGUUUCAUUAACAGGGGGCUCACCAAUAUACUCCCAGUCCGAAAUUGUUGACUUUGUAAUCUGGCUACUCUUCUCACGAGACAGCAGUGGAGCUCUUGGCCCGAAACAUCUUCUGUGCGAUGGAUAUCGCCGGAGCGCCGCCGAAAAGACCGAGGCAGAAACGAUUCCAGGUGUUUUCAGUCGGUUUCCCAAUGAUCAGGUGGCUAGCCUCAAGGCGAGUCCCUGGCCGCAAUUGCUGGCACUUCUGGGGCAGUCUGGGGAGAAAAUCAUGAUUAAUCUGCUUGUUGAUUGCUCAAUAUUUGUUGCUGUUGAGUCGGGAUUAAACAACUUUUACCAGAUUUCCGGAAACCCAAUAUCCGAGCUCGAAUACGGAACAGAAAAGAAGACAGUGCCCAAAAAACCGCAGUACCUACGCAAAUUAUCCGAUAUUACACUUGUGAGAAGUAGACUGUUCUAUGCGCGGCCUCCAAUGACGUCCACUGGGCACAUUCGGCCAGGGUACAGGCACAUAUAUAUUCUUAAUCGUUGUCCCUAUAUAUCCGAAAAUUCAAAAACUAGGCCGAACACAAGCCAAAAAAACGACUUGAAUACUGCCAAGGUCAUGAUGUACCUUUUCCCAAGACAAUUUGGCCUGCACAAUGUCUUUACAUCUACAGUUGAUCCAAAAACAACAGUGCAAAAGUUCCAAGACUAUACCAUCAGAGAUGAGGAGAUUGCAAGUCAUCUGCGCUCUGAUAGAAAGUUUAUCGAGCAAGGCCUACCCAAGAUCCCCAAGCGGCUACGAGGAGCAGGGCAAGACCUAAGUCAGGCUCCCGAUGGAAAGUCGAGCAAAGGCUCUCCGUCUACCGCACGGCGAGCAACGCAGACGCAGAAUCGUACUCAGGGCUCCCGUGUCUUUCAAAUCGAUCCCUCUGUUCCCAUUGUUGACUUGGCGGCACCGGUUGCCCACGUCUCGGCAUUCCUUCAGGCGGCUCUGUCAAAGAUUAUUCCCGACGCUUUUUUCGGCGAGGGUGAUGAACUCAUCCACAACAAGGAAUUGCUAGCCAAAAAGAUGCACCAUUUCAUCUCGCUACGAAGAUUCGAAACCAUGAGUCUUCACGAGCUAUCACAGGGCUUCAAGACUUCCAAUCUGCAAUGGCUGCAGCUCCCUGGUUAUAAUGGCCAAAAGCACAGCCAACAAGAAGCACUGAAGCAGCUUGAGAUUUUCCACGAGCUGCUGUACUACAUCUUCGACUCUCUUGUGAUUCCACUAGCACGCAACACCUUUUACGUGACCGAGUCCAACAACCACCGAUACCAAGUCUUUUACUUUCGGCAGGACGUGUGGAAGAUGGUCUCCGAGAGGGCCAUGAGCGCCAUCAAGGAUGGCAUGCUCGAAGAGCUCAAAGUCGGCGACAUUCAGCGCACGAUAGACUCCAGGCGGCUGGGGUUCAGCCAGAUUCGCCUGUUGCCGAAAGGCGCCGCCCUGCGGUCCAUCACGAACCUUCGUCGCCGAUUUCCCUCAAAGCACAACAAUAAGAUUCUUGGGCCCAGCAUCAAUACAAUCCUAGCUCCCAUACACAAUGUCUUGAAGCUGGAAAAGCACCUCAACCCGUCGAAUCUCGGCGCCACCCUCUUUUCUGUGGGCGACAUCUACAAGCGGCUCAAGGAGUUUAGAAGCCGGCUUCCCACUCCGCUACCACGGUUGUACUUCGUCAAGGCCGACGUCCAAUCCGCCUUUGACACCAUCCCUCAGGAGGCCGUCCUCGAGCUCAUGACGGCCAUCCCGAGCCAGGCCAACUACAAAGUCUUCAAGCAUGCCGAAGUCAGAGCCGGCGAAAGAUCUCUCACCGGCACCUCGACGGCCAUCCAUGAUGACAACGGCACGGCCGCCAAGACGCCGCCAAAGCCGUCGCGCCGCUGGAACUGGACCGCCUACCCGAGCGACGAGUCCAGGCCGUUCCUCCAGCGCCUGGAUGGCCACAGCAGCGGCCACAGCAGCGUUGCGGCUGCGGCCCGGCAGCGCAAAAACACCGUCUUUGUCAACAGCGCCGCACAGAGCCGCCACGACACGCGCGGCCUGCUGCGGCUGCUCGCCGAGCACGUCACCGACAACCACAUCAAGGUCGGCAAGAAGAUGUACCGGCAGCGGCGCGGCAUCCCGCAGGGCUCCGUCCUGUCAUCAUACCUGUGCAACUACUUUUACGCCGACCUCGAGGCCAAGCAUCUUGGCUUCCUUCGGGAGGACAGCAGCAGCGUGCUCCUGCGUCUCAUCGACGACUUUCUGCUCAUCACCACGGACAAGCGCAAGGCGCAGCGCUUCGCCGCCGUGCUGCACCGCGGCGUGCCCGAGUACGGCGUGCAGGUCAGCCCGAAAAAGUCGCUCGCCAACUUUGCCGUGUCGGUGGCGGCGCGGUCCGGAGACGGGGACGGACAGCAGCAGCAGCAGCAGCCGGUGCAGAUUGCGACGGUGGACAGCGGCGCCGACUUUCCGUACUGCGGCGUGCUGAUCAACUGCCGCACGCUGGAAGUCCGAAAGGAUGUCCAGCGGGACCAACAGAUUGACGUGUUUAAUACCCUGACGGUUGAGCAUAGCCGCGCACCAGGUCAAAACUUUGAGCGGAAAGUCUUACACGCCUUCAAGAUUCAGUCGCACCUCAUGUUCUACGACACGAGCCACAACUCGCGCGCGACAGUGCUCAAGACGCUGCGGGCUGCCUUUCGGCAGACGGCCCUCAAGAUGUGGGCGUACAUGCGGGCACUUGGCCGAGCCUCACGACCGCGUCCUGACGUGGUCAAGCUCACCAUCAUGAGGACGGCCGAGGCUUCCUACCUGAUUCUGACUAACAGGUUUCGCAAGUUGAAGAACCAGGGGUACGAGUGCGAUAUUCGGAAGUCGCAGGUCGCUCGUCUUGCGUACGAGGCGUUUGAAGAGAUUUUGUCCACGAAGCAGACGCAACAUGUUGAAGUGGUUUCAUGGCUUCGGGGCCAAAUCGCCAAAUGCAAUGACAGUUCGGUGUAA